CUAGACUAUAUAAGUUGAAGAUAAUCCCCACCCUCAAUAGUAUGUGAAGACUUUUCGAUCGUGUCUGCUCGAUGAUUAGGCGAGCUAUUGAGGUUCUCACCGAAUCUGCGUGAAGGGAGGGAGUCUCAUAUCGACAGGGAUGGCGACAUCUAAUGUGAUGGGACAGAUGGGGGGCAAUCGAGGUGCUGGCGUGCAUGGAGCCGUAGGCUCAGGCUUGAACAUGCCUGGGAAUGCUGGCUCGAGCAUACUUAACACGGGGAUGGAUGGUCAGAAUACUUCGCCUAACGGCAUGCCAGCAGUACCGUUCGGCGUCGUAACAUGUGAUAUCUGCGGGAAAAAUGAACACUAUGCACGGAACUGCUGGCAAGCACCGGCUAGGCAAAGACCAGAGGAGGAGAACGUUGAAAUGAGAGAGUUGCUCCUCCGGAUAGCUAGAAGAGAGAAAGAGGAAGAGGAAAAGAAGAAGCGGGAGAUUGAAGAGGCGAGAAGAAAAGAAGAAGACGAGCGACGUGAAAGUGAGAAGAUACGGGAGGAACAGGCGAGAGAAGCCAAGUUGCAAGCUACGAUUCUCCGUAUUCUGGCACAGAAGAAGGAAGCAGCGAGGAUCGUACCUGCACCACAGAUCGCAAUCGGACCGAAGAAGCGAUCUCCUGGAUCUAAAGCGCAGAUGUUGCGGGAGAUCUGUAGCUACAUCGCCGAGUCUGAGGAAGACAGUGAGGAGGUUAAAGAGGAGGCCGAGAAAUUAGUUGAAGCAUUGGAAAGUCGAAAGAAGUCGAAGAAAAGCACUACUCUCGCACGUGCAGCGGUCAACAGAGCCGGGAGGAGGGUGUCUACUCCAAGGAAGGAAAAAGGUCCUGGUGAGAAUACACCAGCGAAUGAUGGAGUUCUUGAGACUCCGAAGAAGGUAUGCCCAGCCGAGUGCUCCAGUGAAGGACUGGUUGAGUUCACGUUAUCACAAACUAAGGCGCUGAGUGGGAUAAAAGCGCACGAAGUUCGGAAGAUCUAUAGCAAGGAAGGGAUUGAUUAUGUCAAAAAGGAUGUAUCCAUCUAGGAGAUUGUUAGAUGUCGUACUCGACUUGCAUAUGAGGGUUUUUUUGAGCGAAAGGCUACAUCACCAUCGACUCUGAACGCACAGUGUGGUGGCCUUGACGAGAUCUAAUGGCGGGAAUCACCACGUGCGACGCUGCUGCCAAGUUUUGUGAACUGACUUCUCGAAGAGCACACGAGCAGAGUAUGGGUAUUCGACCGAUGAUGAUUGCGGAGGAAGAAAAUGAAAUGGCACUCCUCAU
Messenger RNA from Chara braunii, 1289 nucleotides. NCBI's taxonomy places the organism in Eukaryota, Viridiplantae, Streptophyta, Charophyceae, Charales, Characeae. The record is from the annotation of a GenBank genome assembly.